AUGCCCAAGUAUAUCACAGGCACCUUAGUCUCUAUCAACAUAUGCAUGAAAGUCACCCAGUACAACCAACUUCUCAAAGGCAUUGAUGGAAUACGUUUUGUUCAGCUGACUGAUUUUGAAAAUGCAGCCUUUGUUGUAUUCAUGCUUCUUCUUACACGUACUAUAGUUACUUUCAAACUGAACCUUUUGAUCCUGAUAACAAAGGUUGAUGAAAACUUCCCACCAGCACAAAAGCCAGAUGCCAUUAAUAAAGAGAAAUUUCAUUUCAGAAAAGAUGUUCAAAAAGAAUCUUCUGAACUAACUCAGGAUAUUUACAGUUUGAUGACUUUAAAUGAAAUCAUGAAUGGAAAGGAUGAUUUCCCUGGUUUAAUUCCUCUCAUACACAAAUAUCUUGAUUAUAUUGACUAUGAUUUCAGCAAAAGACCUAAAAUAAUGCAAUACCUGAAAUACAUCUCAGACAAACUGCAGGAAAGAUAAUGACAAUGGCCCAAUGGACAAGGCAAUUUGUUACAAAUCAUGAAGAGUACAAGAAUGAUUCUUUUGUCAGUGACAGAAUCACAUACGAUUUUAUUAUGGAAUGUGAAAAGAUUGUCAACAAUGAAGAAGGACUUCCACAACCAUUUAUCAAGUGUUAACAAAAUUCUGACAACUUCAUCUGUUACGAGCUACAAUCAGCCUAAACUACAAAACUGUGCCCCCCCCCCAACUUUGUCUCCUGAUAACUUAUAGAACAAUGGAUAUUCUUUUAACCACAUUUUCAGCAAAUACACUUCAGAUGCUUUAGAUUAUCAUUAUAUCAGAAUUUGAUGUGAAAAAAAUUCUUUC
Octopus sinensis (East Asian common octopus) is the source of this 825-nucleotide messenger RNA. Its product is annotated as glutamate--cysteine ligase catalytic subunit-like. Gene Ontology annotation, molecular function: glutamate-cysteine ligase activity. The coding region runs from base 1 to 477 and encodes 158 amino acids. The record is from RefSeq and is a predicted model, not a curated record. The transcript has 6 exons. Gene Ontology annotation, biological process: glutathione biosynthetic process. Lineage: Eukaryota; Metazoa; Mollusca; Cephalopoda; Octopoda; Octopodidae.